CGCAGAGGAGAGGUCGCUUUCGCUCCGCUUCUCCCGGCCACCGCACGCCGUUCGGACCGAGCCGCCGCGUCGACUCGGGGGCCCCGCGCCACCGGUGACGUCACCGGCUUUCUCGCGAGUGACUUCGCGCGCGAGUAUUAUAUAGCCGCCCCGACGGGCCGGCGUCGUCGCCCGACCCAGUGCGACGACUUCAGUGCUUCGUUCGAGAACCGCGCGUCCUCUCGGUGGCCAGUGCCCGCGACUUUACCGACCGAGGACGUGCGCGCCCUUUGUUCGCGCGCCCACCGGGCCCCGUCCCGAGCCGCGCAUGGCGCGCCACGCCGAGCGGCUCACGCUCCGCGUCCCGACCCGCGCCUGCCCGGCGAAGCCGCGCUGAGAUAUCGCCCACGGACCGGACGCCGCUUGCUCGUGAUAUGCCGCGCUCCUGAGGGCGCCUCAAGGACUCGCCCUCGCGUCGGGCCAGGAAGGGCAACCCUCUGCCAGCCGAGAUGUACCCUAGCGCCGGGAUUAACGCCGCCGCCGUCGCCGCGGCCGCAGCUGCCAGGCACCCGGGCCCCCCGCAGCCUGGACAGCCGUUCAAGUUCACGAUAGGCGAGUCCUGCGACCGCAUCAAGGAGGAGUUCAACUUCCUUCAGGCGCAGUACCACAAUAUUAAGUUGGAGCUGGAGAAACUCGCCCAGGAGAAGACCGAGAUGCAGCGCCACUACGUCAUGUACUACGAGAUGUCCUACGGCCUCAACGUGGAGAUGCACAAGCAGGCGGAGAUAACGAAGCGCCUUAACGCGCUCAUCGUCCAGAUCCUGCCGUUCCUGUCCCAGGAACACCAGCAGCAAGUGGCAACGGCCAUGGAACGCGCGAAGCAGAUCACCAGCCCGGAACUGAACGCCAUAAUCGGGCAACAGAGGCCGGACCUGCCGAGGCUGCUGCAGCAGAUGCACUCCCAGCAGAUGACCACGCAGCAGAUGACCACGCAGCAAUUGACCCCGGCCGCGGGGUUGGUGCCGCACCCUGGACUGCCGGGUCUGCCGGGCCUGGGGCCCGGUGGCCUCCCGGGGCCCACCUCGGCCCCCGCCGCUCUUCUAGGCUUGGGCCUACCCCCGGGGGCCGGUGGUACCUCCGGCGGGGGCGGCGCUCACCCUCUCUCCAUGCUGGCCAAACCCGACCUCCACCGGGGACAGCCUGACGACCUCAAGCCCAACGGCGGUCUGAGCUCCGCCGAGGAGAGGCAUAGGAACUCGAUAUCGCCGGCCGAGCGUGAAAAGUACAGCAGGCCGCGUAGCACGCCGGACCCCCAGCACCACGACCACCUCCACCUGAAGAAGAUGAAGAAGGAGCAGGAUAAGGAUAUAGGGCACCAAAGCGACGGCGAAAAGAGCGAUCAAGACCUGGUGGUGGACGACGCGAGCGAAGGUCCGACCAGCCCGGCUGCGAACGGCACCUCCUCGCCGAGGGAGAACGGCCUGGACAAGUUGGGCCCCUCCUCGGUCCCCAUGAGUGGCCAGGUGAAGAAGGAGGCGCCGCCACCCUCUCCGAGGAGCGGGACCAGCAGCAACGCCAGCACGCCCUCUGCCAAGAAGAUGGAGGAGAGAGAGAAGCCGACCACGCCGAUCUCGAAGCCGGUCACCCCGACCUCCGCGGGGGGCAGCAGCUCCGGCUCCGGGGGCCUGAAGCCCCCCAGCUCCAGCAAGCCCCUGGUCUCGGCUUCGGCGGUAGGGCCCUACCCCCCGCACUAUCCGCCUCCGCACCAUCCACCCACCGGGCCACACGUGGACAUGCUCGGUUACCCUCCAGGGGCCCUCAACGGGUACCCCGCGAGGCCCCCUCUUCAGCAACUCUACGACCCCCAUGGAGGCAUGAGGGCCCCUCUGGGCCCUCUCGGAGUCCCCGGGGGCAAACCAGCCUACAGCUUCCACGUGUCGAGCGAGGGCCAGAUGCAGCCAGUGCCGUUCCCCCCGGACGCCCUGAUCGGGCCCGGCAUCCCCAGGCACGCCAGACCCAUCAACAACCUGACCCACGGCGAGGUGGUCUGCGCCGUCACCAUCUCCAACCCCACCAAGUACGUGUACACCGGGGGCAAGGGCUGCGUCAAGGUCUGGGACAUCAGUCAGGGCGGCACCGGCAGCGCCAAGCCGGUCUCCCAGCUGGACUGCCUGCAGAGGGACAACUACAUCAGGUCGGUCAAGCUGCUGCCGGACGGACGGACUCUCAUCGUCGGCGGCGAGGCCAGCAACCUGAGCAUCUGGGACCUGGCCAGCCCCACCCCGCGCAUCAAGGCCGAGCUCACCUCCUCCGCGCCCGCCUGCUACGCCCUCGCCAUCUCCCCGGACUCCAAGGUCUGCUUCAGCUGCUGCAGCGACGGCCACAUCGCCGUCUGGGACCUGCAGAGCGAGUCGCUGGUCCGCCAGUUCCAGGGCCACACGGACGGCGCCUCCUGCAUCGACAUCUCGGCGGACGGGUCCAAGCUCUGGACCGGGGGCCUCGACAACACCGUCCGCUCCUGGGACCUCCGCGAGGGUCGGCAGCUCCAGCAGCACGACUUCACCUCGCAGAUCUUCUCCCUGGGCUACUGCCCCACCGGCGAGUGGCUCGCCGUGGGCAUGGAGAACUCCAACGUCGAGGUCCUCCACGCCACCAAGCCCGACAAGUACCAGCUGCACCUGCACGAGUCCUGCGUCCUCUCGCUCAGGUUCGCCUCCUGCGGCAAGUGGUUCGUCUCCACCGGCAAGGACAACCUGCUCAAUGCCUGGCGCACUCCCUACGGCGCCUCCAUCUUCCAGUCAAAGGAGUCCUCGUCCGUGCUGAGCUGCGACAUCUCGACCGACGACAAGUACAUCGUGACGGGCUCGGGCGACAAGAAGGCCACCGUUUACGAAGUGAUAUACUGAAGCUCGCCCGCGGAGCGACCUGUUAAUACAUACUUAAAGUGUACGCUUGUUAAGAUAUUUAUGGAUCUAAAUAUACCUAGGGUAUUAAUCGCACUCGUGCUCGAGACAGUGUGCCGAGGCUCGCCCGAGGAAAGGAUCAGCUGAGACCGAAAGAUCCGCCAUUUUGAGCCCGCCCUCGAGGGCAUCGUUCGAGGCGAACCCGCGGAAAGUCUCCUUAGAGGUUAUUGGGACUCUUCAAGGUACCGGAGAAAGGAGAAAACGCGACUAAACGACUCGUCGAGGGUGAACCCUCGAUUCUAGGCGAGCACGAGGCUAACCAGGACUAUUUGCGACCUGGGCAACCGGGUUCGUCGACGGAGAGAUGACGUAAAUAGGCAUUCAAGACUUGUAUAGAAGAACAGAGUUAUAAGUAGCGAAUCGAGUUUCGCGGGCGAGGCUUCGUUAAAGCCUCGAUGGAAGAGACGCUACUCUCGUCAGGGCCGAUGAGCAAUCCGUGUAUUAUAGAUAUAUUCCUAUAGGGCGACGUAGGGACGGCGAGUCGGUGCCGGGGAUAGGAAAGGGUUAAGAAGAGCGUCGCGAGCUUGAACGCUCCCUAGGAUUUGUACGAGGUGAUAGGAGCCCCCUUGAGGACCUUCUGAUAACGGCAGGCCGUCCGCCUUGCCGUGCGAUUAUACAUAAAUAUAUAUAUAUAUAUUAUAAAUAUAUAUAAAUAUUAUACAUAGCCGCGAUACACGUGUUUGCUGCGAAUCCACGUAAUUUCUUACAUGCGUUCCCCGGAAAGGGUCGCGACGUGCACCGGAAGGCCGAUGUUCAAGUACGUAAUUACUAUCGAGGGGCCGUGGCACGUUAUCGGAGCACUGUACAGAAAACCGUCUAGAGGCCAGGUUCACUUGGAAUAGCUCGACGGUGUUAAUAUGCGUUCUACCAGGCAGAUAUUUUAUGACAUUUCCCGGAUUCUACUAGAAACUCGGCGGUCCAUUUUCUUUGUCCUUUUAAUUUUUUUUUUUUUUCGAUUAACCGCGUUUGUCCAUUUUGCGUUUUUCUGCACAGUGGUCUCGCACAUGACGAGGCGUGUCCUCAUUGACAUAGACUGUUGAAGCGUUGGCGACUUCUCCGAGUUAUGGUGUUCCCUGUAAAGUGGUUUUCCCGUUUUCGGUUACUUUCGCCUUUUACGCAUUUUAGGCGCGACCGAGACUCGCCCUGUAUAUAGAGACACGUGUUCGGCGUUUCAUUUGGGGAGCGUACCAAGUUGAUAGGAAGCUUGUACAUUAAUUUCUAGGAGCGGCAGUCUCUUUUAGGACAGAUUCGGCACACAACUUGUACACUUCCGUGCAUGUGUAAGUUCAGAUUGGCACGCGUUAACGGGAGGAAACGAGAGAGCGGGAGAGGAGAGAGACGGCAAUACGGAGAGGGCGCGACACGCGAUUUGUAUGAGGCGACACGCGACGAGAUGUUCAACGAUAUUUUUGUGAUGGUCAACUGUUAUUAACGUAAGCUUAAGCCAGGUCGAGGGCGUCGUCGGUACGCUCGGAAUCCACUUUUAUCGACAGGGUCUCGGCUCUUGGUACCGACGAAGACUCGCUCGUUCCUGUCGAUAAAUUAGGGGCCUCUAUUAGGGUUAGAUAGAGAGCGUUUUAACGCGCAGCCAGGCGUCGGACAGAUGCGUACGGAUAUUUAUAUUUUGUUACAGGAUGGCAACGAUGACACCGCCGUGGUCGCGGCGAGUUGGCAUUGCCCGUUAACGCCGUUACGCGUUGGAAGUGUCGCAGUCGAUUCGGUUUUUACACGGACAUAAUAGGGUUGUCGUUGUUUUAGAGUUAAAUCGAUCAUUAAACGCACUCCUGUUGAAUAUUUUCCAUUUUCUAGUUAGUCACCCGACGAGGGUUCUUUUCGCGAUUCUAGUAUACCGUUUACAUGAUGUACAAUGACGUACAGCAUGGUACAAGAUGGUACGUCUCUUUGCUGGCUCGAGGAUGCGUUUAAGGAUGCGAAAAUCACUCGACGCGACCACGGCCCCGGUAAAAAUAGACCAAUAGAAACAACGAUACCUCAAGAAGACUCAGUAGCUAAUUAACUCACUAACGGAUCAACUCUGUACAAAUCGAUAUUCUUUUACAGUAAACGCCAGAAGUCUUUUCCUUCUCCCCUUGGGUCAUUCCUUCGUUCCGUCGAAUUUCUGGUCGUAACCGAGCUUUGUCGGCACGCGAGCUUUCGUUUGUAUUACGUCCGAAAAGGAUAAAAGAAAGGGGAGCGAUUCCUCCUCCAAGGCAGUCUACGUUGUUCCUGUACCCGUUAGUCGGAGUCGAUGCAUUCCCUUUCUGCAGUUAGGUCGUCUGCACGCGGCAAGUGCAUGCGUGUGAGAAGAGGAAAAAGGACUUCGCGCUUCUCGUCCCUUUUACGUUCCUUUAGGAUCCCCCUUGUCCGUUUCUUCGGCCUGCCGGUCGAUCUCAUUGUUCUUAGACGUAGAUGGACAUAGUGCGGUGUAUAUCUUAUUGCCAUACUUUAAGCUGUUCUUUAUGAGAAAUAAAACGUCAAUUUUGCCAUCUUCCCAGAA
Molecule: messenger RNA, 5439 nt
Organism: Orussus abietinus
Lineage: Eukaryota; Metazoa; Arthropoda; Insecta; Hymenoptera; Orussidae
Product: protein groucho
Exons: 11
Coding region: 489-2885 (798 amino acids)
Biological process (GO): negative regulation of canonical Wnt signaling pathway; regulation of DNA-templated transcription
Cellular component (GO): nucleus; transcription regulator complex
Molecular function (GO): protein binding; transcription corepressor activity
Source: RefSeq, a predicted model, not a curated record